AUGAUAGAUAAGAAGUGGAUUUUCCAAGAGAAUAGAUUAUCGGUGGAGUAUUUCAACGGACUUAAGAAUUUUCUUAAGUUAUCAUCCUUUCACUUGAAUGAUGAAAAUAAGAUUCGAUGUCCAUGUGUUUCAUGUAUGAACUUAUACUAUUAUGACUUGGAGACGAUUGAGCGCCAUAUAUUUGUAAGAGGAUUUUAUACAAAAUAUGUUUUAUGGGAGUUCCACGGGGAAGAUAUCACAGAAAUACACGAGGAUGAAGAGAAUGCAGAAUCAAUCGUUGAGGAAGACAACACAUUAUAUGAUAGUGAUGAUGAAGAUGAUGACGAUAUGAUACCAGCAUUAGAGGAUUUAGCUAAUCAAUCUCAUAGAAAUAGUGAGUUUGUGAACCUUGGAAAUUCAAAUGGCGACAACAAUGCAAGGAAUUCAUUACCUAACUUAUUUGCUGAAGCUGAAAAGGAGUUGUACCCCGGAUGCACAGUAUUCUCGAGCUUAACAUUUAUUGUUAAUCUAAUGCACAUUAAAGUGAUGUGUGAUUGGAGUAACAAAUCAUUUGAUCUAUUGUUGGACUUACUUUGGAAAGCAUUUCCCAAAGACAAUAAGAUUCCACGGUCAUAUUACGAGGCUAAGAAGAUGUUGCGUGAUCUUGGUUUAAGAUAUGAAACCAUCCAUGUAUGUAAGGACAAUUGUGCUUUAUUUUGGAAAGAGAAUGAAAAUGCUGAAAGAUGUCCUGUAUGUGAUCAUGAACGAUACAAAUUUCAAGGAACUAAAGGCAAGAAGAUCCCAUACAAAAAGAUGCAAUAUUUUCCCAUAACUCCACGUCUACAACGACUUUUUAUGUCUCGCCAUACAUCAACUGAUAUGAGGUGGCAUAAGGAAGAACGUGUUGAUACUGAUGGUGAACUUAGACACCCAGCUGAUGCAGAAGUCUGGAAGGAUUUCGAUCGACAAUAUCCUAAUUUUGCAAAAGAAACUAGAAAUGUUAGGUUGGGAUUUGCAACAGAUGGAUUCAAUCCAUUCGGUGAUUUAUCAAACGCACAUAGUAUGUGGCCAGUGUUGCUAAUGCCAUAUAACAUGCCUCCAUGGAAAUGUAUGAAACGAGAAUUCGUAAUGAUGGCAUUACUAAUUCCAGGACCCAGUGCUCCAGGCAAAGACAUAGAUGUCUUUUUACGACCUCUAAUUGAUGAGCUCAAGGAAUUAUGGGAAAAUGGGGUGCGAACUUUUGAUAUUGUUGACCAAGAAUAUUUUACAAUGCGUGCUGCAGUAUUAUGGACGAUUAAUGAUUUUCCGGCAUAUGGUACUGUGUCUGGGUAUAGCACACAAGGGUAUAAGGCUUGUCCUGUUUGUGAGGAAGACACAUCUUCAUUUCGAGUAAGAGAAAAAACAUGUUUCAUGGGUCAUCGUUGA
Messenger RNA from Cannabis sativa, 1404 nucleotides. RefSeq lists its product as uncharacterized. The coding region runs from base 1 to 1404 and encodes 467 amino acids. The transcript has a single exon. Lineage: Eukaryota; Viridiplantae; Streptophyta; Magnoliopsida; Rosales; Cannabaceae. The record is from RefSeq and is a predicted model, not a curated record.